This is a messenger RNA of Procambarus clarkii (red swamp crayfish), 1673 nucleotides long. RefSeq names its product type-1 angiotensin II receptor-associated protein-like. The record is from RefSeq and is a predicted model, not a curated record. Lineage: Eukaryota; Metazoa; Arthropoda; Malacostraca; Decapoda; Cambaridae. Gene Ontology annotation, cellular component: plasma membrane. Gene Ontology annotation, biological process: angiotensin-activated signaling pathway.
AAACUGGCAAAUGUAUACCCCAAGGAGAAGCGAGGUAUACUGGAGAGUAUAAGGGAAGAGUGUUGAGCGUGGGAGUGUAAGCGACGCCCUCAACCACUGCCUCUGGCUGUCAGUGAUCGAUACACACACACACAGGUGGCAUCAUGGUUAUCAACAUUCCUCAUGCUUCUAUCGCCUUAAAGGGAAUAUUCUUCGCACACCUGAUACUCACAGUGUGGAGCAACUUUUGUGGGAGUCUACCAGAGAGUUUUGUUCUUUACAAUGCAAUAUUCCUCCUAACAAUCAUAUGGAGUCUGCACCAGAGAGAAUCAGAGGAAGCUCCAUUCAUGGCUUUGUGCACAAAUCUUUUGGCCAUAAUGUUUGAUAUAGUGAACCUUUCGUACUAUUGGAGCCACACCAUGACUGGCAUGAAACGUUUUGGAGCAGCUAUGGCCGUCUUCAACUUACUGCUACGUCCAUUGACCAGCUUUAUGCUCUAUCGAAUAGUACAAGAUAGAGCUGGAACAUACGGGAAUUUUGGUUUACCUUCAGGUUUAGAGGGUAUCUUUGGUGGUCCCCGACGCAGCCCAUAUGAAGAUAUUGAUCAAGCUCCCCAGACUAACCCUUCAGCAGGCUUGGACCAAGAAAAUAUCCCAACUUCAGCACCCAAUGAAAAUCUCUUUACCACCUAAGUAUUAAGGCUUCAAUAUUUUCAGGUUUAAACUGGCAGACACUGUUAAUCAAAGGUAUUUGGCAGAAUCUUGAAUGCCUGUUUUAUCUUAUCCUAACCUAAAAUUAAACCUGCAGUAAAUUAUUUUGUUUUAAAUUUUUGAAGUGUGUAUAAUAUAAAAUGGAUUGUUGAUAGUUUGUGCUUACUGUACAACAACAAAAGCAGCUGUAAAGAAAGAGCUUCAGAUGUAGCAAAUACUUAAAUGGGUGUCAUUUAACCAGAAAGCCAGAAAAUGUCAUAACAAUUGGCUCUUAAACUGAUAACCUAAUUAGAGGCAUAAAAGGAAAUUAUCACUCAAAAGUGAGAUGCUGCACACACUUGAAAUAUAAACAUGCACAGAGCAUUUUCAUUUAUAAAGAAGUCUUUGGGUUGUGUGUGUUUAGUUGUGCAUGCUUUUCUCAACACUGCACCCUCAAUAUUUCCUGCCUGUUUGAUGUCUGCAAAGUUGCACUUUGUCUACAGUGUGUAAUCUUUUAAUGGGUUGUUUUGGUCCUGUGUUCAUUUAUUAUUGUGGUUGUAUUUCUUAUCCAUUGCCAUUUUAAGUUCCUUAGGUUUUUAUGUUUCAUAACUAACCAAUUUGGUGCUUUUAUUUCCUGAUGGGUUGUAGUUUACAGCUGACAUAUUUCCAAGCAUAUUUGAAUUGCUUAGAGAUUUUUAUAUAAAUUAUGCAUUCACAUUAAGUUUCACACUUGGAAGUUAUUAAUGGUAUGAAGAACUUUGAUGCAGUAACGUGUAAGAAUUGAUAGUGUUAUGAGUGAUUGGUUUUAUAUAUGGGGAAAAUGUCAGGGUUGUGUAUCAUAAUGUAUCCAUUGUGUUUUAAUGUAUAUAUGGAUGGCAUAAUGAUCACUGUAUCAAUAUUAGGAAAAGGUAUGAAAUUAGAAUGUAAAAAUAAUAAGAUGUAUUUCCUCAGGCAAAAAGUUAUAAAAGAAUUAAUAUGCAGAUAAGCUGAAAAUUUUUUGCACAC